GAUGUUAGUUACAUCGCCACAGUUAGAUCACUUGGACUAGUCUUGUUCGGUUUGUCUAGAUUCUUUUCAAUCAUAGUCUUGACAAUACAACUUUUCACGAGAAAAUAAAAUUCAAGUAAUACCUAUUAUUUUUUAAAUAUCAUUAAAUUUAUUGCUACUUUUUUUCGAACCUUUGAUUGCACUGCUUUGCAACAUGAUCAGGAAGUCACCUGUUUGUAUUGCAGCAGUUCUAAUUGUCAGUUUCAUAUCACUGACUAGCGCUGAAUCACCAUUGAAAACAAAUCUUCCUGAACCUGGUCAAUGUGGUAACGUUAUUAAAAAUCGAAUUAAAGGAGACAACGUCACAAAGCUCGAUGAAUACCCAUGGAUGGCAUUGAUAGAGUAUGCAAAAGAAGAUGGAAAUUCAACUGGACAUCGUUGUAGUGGAAAUUUAAUCAACAACCGAUAUGUUUUGACAGUAGCUCAUUGCAUAAACGGCAUACCCAAAACAUGGAAACCUUAUCGAGUUCGCUUAGGUGAAUGGGACACUACAACAGAUCCUGACUGUGAUCGUGACACUCAGAACAACUCUGAGGUCUGUGCUGAUCCUCAUGUUGAUGUAACAAUCGAAAAAGUAACUGUUCAUGAAAAAUAUAAUUCUUCGUUAAAGAGCCAACCCAAUAAUAUUGCCUUGAUACGUUUAUCACGUAACGUAGACUAUACCGAUUUCAUUCGACCAAUUUGUUUGCCACUUAAAGAUACUCUCAAACAAUCAACAUUUGAUGGAAACAAAAUGGAGGUUUCCGGUUGGCGACAGUUAGGACGCAAAACAUCCAGUAAUAUUAAACUUAAGGCCGAGGUUCCAGUUGUACCAUUGAGUGAAUGUCAAAGUGUUUAUAGCAAACACAACGUCGAUUUAGGUACGUCACAUAUAUGUUCUGGAAAUGAUUUUUGCCGUAGUGAAUCAGGUGGACCACUCAUGGGAUUAGAUUCAUUAAAUAAAGACCAACUUUACUACUAUAUCGCUGGAUUAUUUUCUAUUGCACCGUCUAGUUGUGAAUUAGAAGGAUGGCCAAAUGUUUAUACAAAAGUCAGUGAUUAUGUUGAUUGGAUUGAACAAAAUAUUGAAGCUUAGAUUUUAUUUGAUUUUUUAAAACCACAAAAAAGAAUUUCUUGUUUAAA
Messenger RNA from Episyrphus balteatus (marmalade hoverfly), 1161 nucleotides. Its product is annotated as serine protease easter-like. Gene Ontology annotation, molecular function: serine-type endopeptidase activity. The record is from RefSeq and is a predicted model, not a curated record. The transcript is spliced from 3 exons. The coding region runs from base 194 to 1114 and encodes 306 amino acids. Lineage: Eukaryota; Metazoa; Arthropoda; Insecta; Diptera; Syrphidae. Gene Ontology annotation, biological process: proteolysis.